Lonchura striata (white-rumped munia) is the source of this 3082-nucleotide messenger RNA. It is a transcript of the gene IMP3, whose product is annotated as IMP U3 small nucleolar ribonucleoprotein 3. Gene Ontology annotation, molecular function: snoRNA binding; rRNA binding. The record is from RefSeq and is a predicted model, not a curated record. Lineage: Eukaryota; Metazoa; Chordata; Aves; Passeriformes; Estrildidae. Gene Ontology annotation, cellular component: small-subunit processome; Mpp10 complex. Gene Ontology annotation, biological process: ribosomal small subunit biogenesis; rRNA processing.
GGAAAGGUCCCUCUCCGGCAGCGGCGCGGCGGAUCCCGGUCCCGCCAAGAUGGUGCGGAAACUGAAGUACCACGAGCAGAAGCUGCUGCGGCGGCUGGACCUGGUGAACUGGGAGGCGUCGGGCGGGAACUUGGCGGAGGUGCGGGCGCUGCGGCGGUACCGGGUGGGCCGGCGGGAGGACUACGUGCAGUACAAGGCGCUGGCCCGCGCCGUGCGCGCCCUGGCCCGGCGGCUCCGCGACCUGGGCCCGGCCAGCGCCGCCUUCCGCGCCCGCUGCGCCGCCGCGCUGCUGGAGAAGCUGCACGGGCUGGGGCUGGUGAACAGCCGGCAGUCGCUGGCCGUCUGCGAGAGCCUCUCGGCCGCCGCCUUCUGCCGCCGGCGCCUGCCCUGCCUGCUGGUGAAGCUGCGCAUGGCGCAGAACCUGCGCCACGCCGUCACCUUCGUGGAGCAGGGGCACGUCCGCGUGGGGCCCGAGGUGGUGACGGACCCCGCGCUCCUCGUGCCCCGCGCUGUCGAGGACUUCAUCACCUGGGUGGACGCGUCGCGCCUGCGGCAGAAGGUGCUCGACUACAACCAGGAGCGCGACGACUUCGACCUGGCCGCCUAGGGCUGCUGCCCUGCCUCACGAGACACGCACACUCAUAUGAUCACGGCACGGGAUAUGCACACAAAAGGAAACUGUGUUUCCAGGGUCGUAUUGACCUGCUGCUGGUUCCCUUUUGCAGCUAAUGGUUCCAUUCAUCCAUGCAUUAGGAACUACCUUUACACAUCCACUGCUUUGAGAAUGCAUCCAGUGGCCCAGCUCCAUCAUCGUCCCUGGCAUUCCUAGUUUCACUGUCAGCCCAGCAGCUCAGCUCCAUCAUCAUCCUCAACGUGCCCAGCUCCAUCAUCAUUCCUGGCAUGCUGUCCUUGUUUAGGGAAAAUUUUCCUUCUCUCUUGCUUCACUCUCAGAUCUAGUUUUAAAGGUGCAGAACUUAUUUCUGGGCUAAAGAGACAGAUGGGGGUACCAGCAUGAUAAAGUCACCUCAGGACACAUGCUCAGCUCCAUCAUCAUCCCCAGCCCAGCUCCCUCAUCCUUAAAAGUGCAUCUCCAUCAUCCUUUGGAAUGUGCUUGGAAAAGUUGCUGCCCAGUUGCAGGAGAGGAUUUAGGUCAGGCUUACGUGCUUGGCAGCUUAAUAGCAGCUGCUGGAAGGGGUUUUAACCCAAGCCAAGUGUCUGUUUUAAGACUGAAUUUAGCUGCUUCGCUGCUCUUUUUCCAAGAGGUUGUCCUGGUUUCUCCUUCAGCUGUUGAAUGCACAGAAAUCAGUUACUUCUGGAAGGGUUAUCUCUUUAUAUCAAGGAAUAAGGAGGGAAUGUGGGGAUUUCUGGGGGUCAGCAGUAAACAAGAAGGCCAAAUACCCGGUUUCUGAAACUGUUGAAAGUUUUAGCCAAAAAACGGAAUUAAAAACAAAACAAAAAACUUUAUUGUCAUGUGAAGUUGUAAAGGGAAGUUUGAUGCUUUGAGUUGUGUCUUUCUUGUAUGGGGUUCCAGAUGAGUACUAGACAUAAUUUAUGGACCAGGAUCUAACUGGGGAGCUGUUGGAGCAGAAGCUGAUCUAACCAUAACUGCAGAUUUGGGGGAACUUUUGCAUUUAGCAUAUUAGCCAGGGGCCACUGGAAAUUUGUUCCCUUUUGAUAAAAAAAGCAGAAGAAAAUAAAACUCUUGGAUUGUUUAGUUUGUGAAGAAAUGUGUGGACUGCUUUAUGAUAUAACUUAUCUGAGUUUAUUCUGAUUUUUAAGCCCUGUUUGCCACCUUUCUGAACUUUUUAAAAGUUUUUAUGUAACUUACUUAAGUCUGGUUUUGUUUUAUUUUAUUAGCUAGAAGGCUAUUACUGAGUUGUAACAUGUUUAUCCUAGGAAUGCUCUCUUUUCCUUACCUGGGGCUAUGAAAGGAUUUGGCAGUAGGUUUAGGAGCAGAGCUGUGACUGUCCAUCCCAAAUCCAAAGAGCCGGAGUGCAGCUACUGUCAAAGCUCUGGAUGUGGAUGCCUUUGUGGCUUUUUUGAACAAAAAAAGUUCCGGUGAGAUUUAUUUUGGAAGUAUUGCAUGCCCACAAUCUGUCACCAAAUAUUAUGUCAUGUUUUUAUAGGGCAAACAGAAUAUUUACAUUUCUUCCCAAUCUCAUAAGCCAGCUGUAUUAAGCAGAACAAUUACUAAAGCAAUAAUAGAUAUUAAGAAAAGGACACUUAACAGGUGGAUAAACUGUUUGCCUACUGCUGCUGUUUAUGCUUCAGUUUAUUUCAGUAAUCAUACCUCAACAACAUCUUAACCUUUUUCUUAGAGUGUGCAUCUUGCUUAUGGUAAGAAAUGCAAAUUGAAAAAAAGUUUCACACCUUUUAAACACCUUCCCAGCUUCCCUUUCCUCUAGAUCAAUGCCAUUAUUUCUUGGGAAAAUUAGAAGGUGCUUUAUUCAGGUGCAGGUUAAAAUAGUGCUUCUGCUGUGCUUUACUCUUUUGGGGGAAUUUAAUUAACAGCACAGUGACUGUGCAGGGCAUUUUACUACUGAGAUGCUAAACUCCCACUCUACCCAGUGUGUCCAACCCUUGGAGGAAGUGCAGAAAAGGAAAUAAACCUCCAGCCUGUCAGCCUCUGCAGUUUACAUCAUCAGCCCAUUCCUUUUGUAUGAAACAACUUUUUAUCAUUCAUCUGUGCACCUUCAGUGUGCUGCCACACCUUCAGCAUCUGUAGCAGAAGAGAAAUAACCCUGUAGACUGUUAAGCAGUGGGAAUUGAUUUCCCUAGAAAUAAGUGGGUUAACAGCAUCCAUCACCCCUGCUCUCCUUCUGUGGUACUGGAAAUCAAUCCUUAUGUUCUCUGAAGAAUCAGGCUGUGUGUUUGUAUGUCUGUGUGUUUUAAGUCUGGAACUUCUUAACUGUGCUGGUUGUGCAGUAGCUGAGACCUGAAAUGAGUGUCCCGCUCCUCGAUUUUUAGCAGCUGGCGUACUCACACGUCCCUGACCAGAGCUGCGUUAGUUUCAAGUACAAUAAACAGAUAAAAUGGAAGUUCCAGCAGCACAGCCACAUUCCUGCUGGUGAUUACAACCAAA